Vespa crabro (European hornet) is the source of this 1435-nucleotide messenger RNA. RefSeq lists its product as uncharacterized. The record is from RefSeq and is a predicted model, not a curated record. Lineage: Eukaryota; Metazoa; Arthropoda; Insecta; Hymenoptera; Vespidae. The transcript is spliced from 3 exons. Bases 377 to 1234 code for a protein of 285 amino acids.
UAAUCCUAACUCUUAAUGAUAAGUUAACCGACCGUAUAUAAAAGCAGAUUCGUGAGCAAGAAGAACGUUAAAUCACUGUAGUACCUCCAUACCAAGACAGAGACAUGAACCUGACGGUAAUCCCAUUCUUCUUAGGUAUUAUAUUUAAAAAGAAAAAAAUAUAUAAAUAGAUAAUAAUAAAUUAAACGACAAAGAAAAAACAAACAAACAAACAAACAAACAAAAAGCAUUUAAUUUCAAUUUAGCGACACAGUUCGCCCUACCGGAAAUAGAUAUAUGGAAGUAUGGACCGGAAAUAAAUUAUCAAGCAAACAUAUUAACAACCAUAGUCAACAAGGGAGUAGACGAAUGGCUGAGGAUUGAUUUAAAUGGCGCCAUGGGAUGUCGUUCGAUAAAUGAAAAGAGUAUUCUCUGUCGUAUUUCUACAAUGAAAUAUUCUAUUAUUGACAUGUUAAACAACCGUAACACGAGUGAGGACAUAACUAUAGAUAAACGUUUCCAAAUUGAUUUCAACGAAAAUGGCGUCCAGCAAAUGAUCGUUGAAGCUCCGUUUGACAUCGAAUAUUUGGGAUUGGUAUAUUAUUUGGCGACACAGUUUAAUGUAGGUGUUAAUAUUGGUAAAGAAUUGAUAACGUCAAUCCCGUUUGUCAAAAAAGAAAAUUGUACUCUUGGAGAAUGUGAUACCGUUUUUAAUAUCACUUUGAAAGAAAAGGAUCAUUCUUCUUCUUCUUCUUCUUCUUCCUUCUCUGCAGAAGAAAAAGAAGACGAAGAAGAAGAAGAAGAAGUGGAAGAAGUAAUAGAAAAAGUAAUAGAAAAAGAAGAUAAGGAAGAAGAAGAAAAGGAUUCAAUUUCUGACGAUCUUGAUGAAAUAAAAUUGACGUUAAUCGGUGUGCCCAAAAAAUCUACUGACAUCAAUCUGAUUAUCGAUAAAUUUCGAAAUUCAAAAAGAUGUACUCUUGCCAAAGAAUAUGUGAGUUGGUUAAUAGAAAGCGACGACAAGUCUGAAGUGAUAUCGUCCUUCAGUCGAAUAAGUGUUCAAGAAAAUGAAUCCUUCGAAAGUUUUACGACGACAACGACGAAAUCGAAGAUUUCGAAACUCGUGAUGAUUUACGAACUUACCAAAAUCAAAUUGAAAAGUAUUAAUCCAGCAACUGGUCCACUUCCCACAUUUUCAAAUCCAUUUAUAAUAAAUUUCUCAAGUGACGAAAUGAUUCAAAAUAAUUAUAUCAUAUAAUGCAUAUCCUUCAGACGAUUUAUAAUCUUUGACGCAUAUAUCCGUAGUCAAUUAAUAUUCAAUUAGAAAACUUUUUCUUAAUAUAUCCGAUUAUCGAUAAAAUAGAUUGCCAAUUUAUUCUAUUAGGUUAACAAAUUUAUUAUCGAUGGAUUUGAAGAAGAAUAUUCAAGAACAAGUUAUUAAAUAUAAUUAAACCGAUUA